Messenger RNA from Xenopus laevis (African clawed frog), 843 nucleotides. RefSeq names its product persephin L homeolog (gene pspn.L). Lineage: Eukaryota; Metazoa; Chordata; Amphibia; Anura; Pipidae. Bases 259 to 543 code for a protein of 94 amino acids. The transcript has a single exon. The record is from RefSeq and is a predicted model, not a curated record.
UUUGGAGCUAUACACUGACUCUAGGAAUAACUCAUGGUAAUGACAGAUAGAGGUUAACAGAGAGAGAGAACAGAUGCCACAUCUUUAAAGUAAUUAAAGAUGCAAUAAGAUCAUCUAUAACUGAUAUGAUCCAUCUUUCUCCCAACAGAUACAGAUGAGCCGUCCCUGGAAUAUGUAGAAGCACCAAGGCUGAGGGUGAGGAGGAGGUUAACGCAGUAUGGCCGCCCUCGAGGGGAAGAUCGCGAGUGCCGUCUGAAGAUGCUGUUGCUUACAGUUGGAGACCUCGGCCUUGGCUAUGAGUCAGAGGAGACAGUUCGCUUUAAGUACUGCAGUGGCGGCUGCCCAAGAUCUCGUACCAACCACGACCUGACGCUCUCACGUCUGCUGCAGAAGAGCGAUAUCCCAUCCCUGCUGGAGGAAAAGAUCUUUGGGGGCCCGUGUUGCCGCCCCACUCACUACGAAGAUGUGGUCUUCUUGGACGAUAAACACCAGUGGCACACGGUGGAGCAGCUCUCAGCAGCCGCCUGCGCUUGUGUUGGCUGAGUGAAGCCCCAAAACCAAGCCUAGUUAUGAACGCUGCAUAUUUAAUAAAUGCCACCCAUGCUAGUAUAGCAUCUGCCCUGUGACUGGGGAAGGUGAAAGGCACUUAGUGUUAGGUAAAAGCUGAUUUUUGGAGAUGGUUGAGAAAGUCCAGCAACAAUGCACUCUACGUUUCUGGGAGAUAGGGGGCAUGAUUAGAUAAGUGAUGGGAAAGUGAAGGCGUGUUCUGCAAAUCUCAGAUAAAAGGGACAAAUAGAGCAAUGCAUGGUGGGAGGAUAAAUAAGACAUCCACAGCAAGUCUCU